AUGGCGCUGCCGACCCUCCGGCCAUUUAUCACCCGCUCCUCCCCAUCCAGGCGGUGCUUCGCGCCGGCGGCAGCCUCGACCCCCUCCCUCGCCGCCACUCUGGCCCUCAAGCCAUCCAUCGAAGCCAUCACCGGCGCACAAAUCCACUCCUUCUCCAUCUCCUCCGGCCUCAACUCCUUCCUAGCUGUCUCCAACUCCCUUAUCAAUUUCUACUCAAAAUCCGGAUACUUUGAUAAUGCCCUCAAGGUAUUCGAUGAAAUGCCUGACAAAGAUGUCAUUUCCUGGAACACCAUUCUCUGUGGCUUUGUUUGUGGCUACGAUGCUUUACGAUUCAUGCAGAGAAUAAUGAGAGCCGGAGUUCCUCUCGACCCCGUGGCAGUCACCACCACUCUGUCAAUCUCUGGAUUUCUCCAAGAUAUCCACUUUAUCCACCAGCUCCAUUCCCUUGGAUUCAAAUCCGGGUUUGGCUACGAUAUACUUGUGGGCAAUGCUCUAAUCACGGCUUAUUCUAGGCUGGCCUGCUUUCUCGAUGCCAGGUUAGUGUUUGACGAGAUGCCUGUGAAAGAUUUGGUUUCAUGGAAUGCCCUGUUGUCUGGGCUCAGUCAAGAAGGCAAUUUUGCCGCCGAGGCGAUUCAGAUUUUUGUCAGAAUGGUCAGCGUUGAAGCCAUGAUCCCUGACCAUAUAUCUCUCUCCAGCGCUAUUUCAGCCUGCGUCCAGGAUUCAAACUUACAGCUUGGAUUCCAAAUUCAUGGCUCUGCGGCAAAAGUAGGCCUCGUUACCCAUGUUUCAGUUUCAAAUCUUCUCAUGUCUAUGUACUACAAGUUCAACAGCAUUGACUCUGCAACCAAAAUUUUUCUGGAUAUGAGAGACAGGAAUGUCAUUUCAUGGACUACUAUGAUUUGUAUAGAUCCAAGCAGUGCUGUUCCUCUGUUUAACAGCAUGAGAUUGGAUGGCGUGCAGCCUAAUGAUGUAACUUUAGUUGUUUUAGCCAAUUCUGUAUCGCCCAAACAUGUGCUUCAGGAGGGUGAAAUGAUUCAUGGUGUCUGCUUCAAAACCAGAUUUUUUACCAAUGUAUAUGUUUCAAACACCCUGAUAACAAUGUACGCAAAGUUAUCCUCCAUGGGAGCGGCAAGAAAGAUCUUCGAAGAGAUGGAGGACAAGGAAACAGUGAGCUGGAAUUCUUUGAUAUCCGGCUAUGCCCAGAACGGGCUUUGUGAAGAAGCUCUACGAGCGUUCUCCUCAGCUAUCCUGUACUGUGUGCCAAACCAUUAUACAUUUGCCAGCGUUAUCAGUGCAGUUACUUCUGCGCAAACAAUUUACUUAACUUAUGGUCAGAGAUGCCAUUGCCGGAUCCUUAAGCUGGGCCUCAGCACUAAUGAGCAUGUGGCUGGCACCCUCAUUGACAUGUAUGCGAAGCGAGGCAGCAUCGGCGAAUCCUUGAUGGCUUUUGGCGAAACAGUCAACAGGAGCUUGAUCAGCUGGACUGCAAUAAUUUCAGCACAUGCCAAGCAUGGAAGUUUUGAGAUUGUCAUGAAACUGUUUGGGGAAAUGCUGAGCUCCAAUCUUCAGCCUGAUCAUAUAACCUUCCUGGCAGUUCUUACAGCUUGUUGCUGCAGGGGUAUAGUUAGUGUGGGACAGAAGGUUUUUGAUAUGAUGGUGAAUCAAUUCAAGCUCGAUCCAUGGCCGGAGCAUUAUGCUUGUAUGGUUGAUAUGCUGGGAAAAGCUGGGAAGUUAAUGGAGGCUGAAGAAUUUCUGGGGAAGAUACCCAACGGGCCUGGUGUUUCAGCAUUGCAGAGCUUGCUGGGGGCAUGUAGGCUUCAUGGAGAUAUGGAGAUGGGAAAGAGAGUGGCAGACGCUUUAAUGGAGAUGGAGCCAUUAGAGUCGGGGGCUUACGUGCUCAUGUCGAACAUAUAUGCUGAUGCAGGGGAGUGGGAAAAUGCAGCGAGUGUGCGGAGAUGGAUGAGGAACAGAGGGGUGAAGAAGGAGGUGGGCUUUAGUUGGGUGGAUGUUAGAACUGGGAAUUCUUCACACAUGCAUAAGUUCUCUUCAGAUGAUAAUACUCAUCCACUGACAGAGGAGAUUUAUGGGGUUACAGAGAGUUUAGGAAUGGAGAUGAGAUUACUGGAACAAGAGGUGUAA
This is a messenger RNA of Phalaenopsis equestris, 2139 nucleotides long. RefSeq names its product pentatricopeptide repeat-containing protein At4g32430, mitochondrial-like. Gene Ontology annotation, biological process: RNA modification. Bases 1 to 2139 code for a protein of 712 amino acids. The record is from RefSeq and is a predicted model, not a curated record. Gene Ontology annotation, molecular function: RNA binding; protein binding. Lineage: Eukaryota; Viridiplantae; Streptophyta; Magnoliopsida; Asparagales; Orchidaceae. The transcript is spliced from 2 exons.